UGGAGCUCAGAGCUGGGAGGUAUCAAAGUGCUGCAAAAUGAAUUUCAACAGGAUGAUACGAACUGCGUAUAGGCCUUUUCUUUUUGCACAUAUGGAGAGAAAAGGUGUGGGAGCAUCGUUCAGGUUCACUCAGACAACACGACACCUGAUGGAACUGACCGGAGAGCAGCUGAAACUGACUGAGAUCCAUCUGAAAAGAUAUUUACCUCAGUCACAGCAGGCUUAUGGCUGUCUGGUCCUCAGAAACAGAGUCACAUCAGACCCUGUGAGGGUUUUAGUGGACAGAUGGCCAGAGUUCAAUGUCAUUGUCUGCAAACCAAAAUAUGAACAGAAGGGUGAUCUCUUUAAAACUACGGUGGUUUUUGCAAAAGAUGAAGCUGUUCUAGAGGAAACUUUAAGGAAGUCCUCUGUUAUUGACUGGACCCAGUACCUUUGUGUUGAUAUCAAUCUCCGCCAUGUGGAGGUAUUCAAAGCAGUCGCAAGAGAAAAAGGCGUGUUCAGCAGCAGCCUGACAGUGAGUCACAUGACAAUACCAGAUGUAUCCAACCUUCCCUCUGUAGACAGCUCAGGGAUCUCAUUAGGCUCUCUGGAUGAAUCACACGUCGACUUGGUGAAUCAGAUGUGGAGGUAUGGGAGGAACGAGCGGACUGUCAGGAUGAUCAGAAACAUGGUCGCAAACUUUCCCUCCUGCUGCGUGCUGGACGCAGAGGGAAAGCCCGUGUCCUGGAUCCUCACCUUUGCAUCCUGUGCAAUGGGCGUGUUGCACACUCUGCCAGAGCACAGAGGAAAAGGCUACGCCAAGGUUGUGAUCAACACCCUGGCCAAGAGACUCCACGCUCAGGGCUACCCAGUCUACGGCUUCAGAGAAGAGGAGAACGAGGUGACCAACAGGCUCUUAAAAAGCAUGGGUUUCGGUGAAGUCCCCUCACACCGGGAAGCCUGUAUUGUAUUCAAUGAAUUUUAAAUGUGUCAACGAAGAAGUCCCUUAAAAUCACAGGCUGCUCUCAACAUAGAAAAAGGGAAGGGGGAAAUGCUAGUCAGAAAUUAGGGGUAAAAAGCUUCUGUUUUUAAGCCUCCUAGUGCAUGGGAACAUGUUGUAUUUCCAGUUCAGGUUCAGUUGCCUCAAUCUGAAAUAACUUGUUUCAUGAACAUACCCAGGCCAGCCUUUGGGACUUCUGCGACCCUUCUCGUGUAAUCCAUCUACUGUUUUUUAUCUCACAAUAAUCAGUUUCUAGUUCCUAAAAUGUUGAGGCAGAGGGUGUUGUCUGUAGCUCUGGUUUAGGGUCAGAGGCUGUUAGCAGAUAGUUUGUUGAGCACGAUAAACAGAGAUCUGUGUGAGUACAUGAUCAUGAUCAUGGGGAGUACCACCAGUUGGUCCAGGAGCUUCUCCUCCAUGAUGGCUGUUUCCAGACACAUUUUAGGAUGACUCAGGGGCAGUUCGACAACCUGCUGUCUAUCAUCAGGUCGUACAGCUCUGGGUAUCCAGCAACCGCUACCACCAGUUUCUCCUCCAUUGUUUACCGACUCUAAACUUCUAGCUGCUGAAUGGCUUUCUGUGUGAUCAGGGCCUUUCCUGAGCCUGUUCUCUGGCCAACACGAUGUUGGAGGACCUGCUCUCUCCACAGGCCCUCUCGUCCCAUGGGCCCCAGUGCAACCGCAAUGCCCGCACUGUCUAUAUUUAUGCCCCUGUUCCCCACAGUUUAUUGAAAUUUCUUAAUCUAUAAGCAACAUAGACAACAUGUUUUAUACAUCCUGUAAAUCAAAUCCAGUGAAUCAUAUUUCUGUGUGUAUUUUACAUACUCAUAUCUUAUUUUGAAAAGCAGAGGUCAUCACAUCCAGGGCUGAAAAAAAGCCUUCUAUUUAACGAUUAAAGAAAAGUGAACUCAAACAUUGAUGAAGGAAACUAUUGCCAGGUAUUAUAAGAUCAAAUCAUAAGCACAUUUAUUCUUUAUUUAUUCAUUUAACCUUGAAAUAUUGGUCAAAUUGUGUAUGCAGAACUGAAAGUGUAUAGAGAAUAUGGCUGUUAGCUCUCUGUUCUCCAGGCAUACCCAAUUAAUGCAACUCCAAGACUGUUGAGGGACCCCACUAUUUAGAAAUAUUCAAAUACAACGCCACUUUUUCCCUUGCUAGGAUUUAAUGUAACUUUGGAGCAUUAUUUAGCCCCCUUCCAGACAAGGUAGCAUGACAUGGUAAUGGAUAGCAAAUACCUUGGCAUUGAUGGAAACACAACAUCCAGGUGAACACACUAAUUUUAGCUCCUUUACCGGCGAGGUGCAAUGAUGCCCCGCCACAAAAUAGCAUCAGUCUCCACCCAAGUAGCACUCAAACAUCAAUCCAAAUAAGUAUGUAACGCGUUUGAAACAGAGACUGAGUAACUAAGAGCUAUAUGAAAAGAAGUAACCAUCUUUAAGUUUUCGUAGGCCUCGUGCUCCUCUCUGCUGUUCACCUGUCCUACAGCCAGUUCAUGACUUUUGAGACACCAAACAAAAACAAAACCCAACACAGAAAGGCAUUCCCAUCUGCUGCAGAGCCAACCCCGUCUCACUCCAAGGUCGAAAUCCGGCGCUUGGGCAGUGACUUCAGACACUCACAAAAAAGCCAUCCUUUAACAUCGGCACGAUACCUGGCCAUUCGCCGUUAUAGUUUAAAAUAUAACAGCAACUGGCUGGUUGUGUUAAGGGUUUCUUUUUCAACACGGCUAGAUUACCCUGUGGAGUCCCGCAGGAGUCCAAAUUUUUUUAAUUUUAUUUAUAAAGCCCAAUAUCACAAAUCACAAUUUGCCUCACAGGGCUUUACAGCAUACGACAUCCCUCUAUCCUUAUGACCCUCACAGCGGAUAAGGAAAAACUCCCCAAAAAAACCCUUUAACGGGGAAAAAAAACGGUAGAAACCUCAGGAAGAGCAACUGAGGAGGGAUCCCUCUUUCAGGACGGACAGACGUGCAAUAGAUGUCGUACAGAACAGAUCAGCAUAACAAAUUAACAGUAAUCCACAUGACACAAUGAGACAGAGAAAGAAAGAGAGAGAGAGAGAGAGAGAGAGAGAGAGAGAUGCAGGUAAUGACAGUAGCUUACAACAACAUUAUUGAAAGUAAUAAUAUUAUAGUUAUAGUUCUGGCUACUGCGGUACAAUAUGUUGAAAGUAUGAAUAUCUGGCAGUAUACAUGUGUGACAAUAGUCAUAUGUGUAUAAUAACAGUAGAAGUAUGACUAAUGACUAAUGAUGGCAGCAGCAGCAGGAGGCAUCUGGCAGGACCACGGCAGCAGCACAACCACACACGUCACGCUGUCCAGGCACCGCUGUGAUAUGAGUUAAUCUGAGAGACAGUGGAGCACAAAGGCUCCGGAGAAGAAGCCGAGUUAGUGACAUCCAGAAUGGCCGAGUUAGCAAGAUGCAGUAAUAGAAUACCAGAGAGAGAGAGAGAGAGAGAGAGAGA
This is a messenger RNA of Epinephelus fuscoguttatus (brown-marbled grouper), 3435 nucleotides long. Its product is annotated as glycine N-acyltransferase-like. Gene Ontology annotation, molecular function: glycine N-acyltransferase activity. The transcript has 5 exons. The record is from RefSeq and is a predicted model, not a curated record. NCBI's taxonomy places the organism in Eukaryota, Metazoa, Chordata, Actinopteri, Perciformes, Serranidae. Gene Ontology annotation, cellular component: mitochondrion. Bases 38 to 964 code for a protein of 308 amino acids.